Penicillium macrosclerotiorum is the source of this 7290-nucleotide messenger RNA. Its product is annotated as type I polyketide synthase. Gene Ontology annotation, biological process: fatty acid biosynthetic process; secondary metabolite biosynthetic process. Gene Ontology annotation, molecular function: S-adenosylmethionine-dependent methyltransferase activity; 3-oxoacyl-[acyl-carrier-protein] synthase activity; fatty acid synthase activity. Bases 1 to 7290 code for a protein of 2429 amino acids. Lineage: Eukaryota; Fungi; Ascomycota; Eurotiomycetes; Eurotiales; Aspergillaceae. The transcript has 8 exons. The record is from RefSeq and is a predicted model, not a curated record.
AUGAGCACUUCCACAGCGAGAACUUCAAACGGGAAUGGAGCGUCAAGUUUCUCUCAGGAAAAUGAUAAAAUAGAGCCAAUAGCCAUCAUUGGCUUCUCUUUUGGAUUUCCACAAGAUGCAACAUCCUCUGAUGCAUUCUGGAAGAUGUUGAUGGAAAGGAGAAGCUCUUCUACUGCCAUUCCUGCAGAACGACUCAAUGCUGCUGCUAUGUAUCAUCCCGAUGGAGGUAGAAGAGGCCAGAUGUCCGUGAGAUGUGGACAUUUUCUGAGUGGAGAUAUUGCCGCUUUUGAUGCUCCAUUCUUCUCUAUCUCUGCUAGUGAUGCGGCUGCAAUGGAUCCCCAGCAGCGCCUUCUUUUAGAAUACACGUAUAAAGCUUUGGAAAAUGCGGGAUUACCGCUUGAGUCUGUGAUAAGGAGCAAGACAUCGGUGUAUUCCGGAUGCUUCACAAAUGACUGGCAACACCUUACAUUCAAGGAUUCAGAACAAUGUGAUACGACGGCAGCCUUGGGCAUUCAGCCCUGUGUGAAUGCUAACAGGAUCAGUUGGUUCUAUAAUUUCACCGGCAAUAGCGCUAAUAUAGACACUGCAUGCUCUAGUAGUUUGGUUGCUCUCGACAUGGGAUGCAAGGGUCUACUUUGUUACGAUACGGAAAUGAGUGUUGUUACCGGGUCUAACCUCAUCUUCUCUCCCGAUACGAUGCAUGCCCUUACAAACAUGAACAUGUUAUCCCCUGAUGGCCAAUCCUACAGUUUCGACCACAGAGCGCACGGUUAUGCUAGAGGAGAGGGUAUUGGGGUCUUGGUACUGAAAAGAUUAUCAGACGCUCUUCGAGAUCAAGACACAAUCAGAGCCCUGGUUCGCAAUACGGGCUGCAAUCAAGACGGAUAUACUCCUGGCAUCACACAGCCAAGCAGUCUUUCUCAAGAAAGCUUGAUCCGAGAAACAUAUGCUCGCGCUGGACUGAGUAUGGAGCCCACUCGGUUCUUUGAGGCACAUGGAACUGGAACUCCCGUUGGAGACCCCAUCGAAGCCACUGCGGUUGGUGCUGCAUUUCGGAAAGCUCGCACCAAUGAGGAUCCUUUGUAUAUAGGGGCAGUUAAAAGCAACAUUGGUCAUCUCGAAGGGGCAAGUGGUAUUGCAGGAGUAAUCAAAGCCAUUAUGGUACUUGAAAAGGGAAUCAUUCCUCCAAACUACAAUUUGGAGAAGAUCAACUCUAAGAUUGAUACGGAAUUUUUGCGAAUCAAAUUUCCCCUUGAGCCCACCUUGUGGCCCACCAAAGGCCUUCGUCGUGCAUCCGUGAAUUCAUUUGGAUUUGGUGGCACCAACGCCCAUGCUGUCCUUGACGAUGUGUUUCACUAUCUACAGCUUCGUAACCUCACUGGUCAUCAUAUGACUAUAGACGACCCACAUUCUUAUACUCGUGGUACCCUGGAUACCAUAAUGCCAAAUGGGACGCAUGAGAAAGAUUCUGAAGUCUCGUAUGUUAGAUCCUACUCUGAAGCAUCUUCUAAGAGACUGCUCAUUUUCUCUGGACAUGACAAAGGAACUCUGAAACGGCAGAUUGAGAGAUACACAUCCCAUUUCAGAGAGCUUACUAUUUCUAAGAGCCAGUUUGAGCCGUACUUACUUGACCUAGAAUACACUCUGCUCAAAAGGAGGACACCUCAUCCUUGGAAGUCCUUUGCAGUCGUUAGCUCAGUGGCUGAACUAAAAGCUCUCGAGGUCAAUAUCUCCACUGCAUUCAAGUCCUCUCCUAAUCCCAAAAUUGGUUUUGUUUUCACAGGACAGGGUGCUCAGUGGGUUGGAAUGGGACGUGAACUCCAGAAGUUUCCUGCGUUCCAAGCAAGCCUCGAAGAUGCCCAGCAGUAUCUUCUUGGCCUAGGAUGCCCAUGGCGUUUGGUAGAAAAAUUAUGGGAAGAGAGUGAGCUUUCGAAUAUAGAUCAUCCAGAAUUUAGCCAGCCUCUCUGUACUGCAAUCCAGGUGGCGCUCAUCAGUCUACUGCGCAGCCUUGGAAUCCGACCGACUGCAGUCAUCGGUCACUCAUCUGGUGAGAUUGCCGCUGCAUAUGCAGUCGGAGCAAUUUCGGCCAGAGCCGCCUGGAGAAUUGCAUACUAUAGAGGAACAUGUGCUGCAUGGCUGAGAAACAGCAACAACAAAGGUGCUAUGGUGUCUGUUGGCCUCUCAAAAGAGCAGGCUGAAAGAUACCUUAACAUGAUUGCGCCAGGCUUUGAAGCUCUUGACUUGACAGUUGCAUGCAUCAAUAGCCCGAAAAAUGUCACUAUUUCAGGUGAUGUCAGUCAAGUAGACGCAUUGCAGAAAUUGCUCAGUAACGAGGGAAUUUUUGCGCGCAAGUUAAGGGUUGAUGUUGCCUACCACUCUCCUCAUAUGAGAAAUAUUGCAGAAGAGUACAAGAUUUUGAUCGGAGAGAUCGAAAAAGGCGAUUAUCAAGACAGAACAGUCAUGAUGAUCUCUACGGUAACUGGACAACUGGUGACAAAUGAACAGCUUGUUUCGCCAGAGUACUGGGUCUCGAAUAUGAUAUCACCGGUCAAAUUCAGCGAUGCGAUGGGAGGUUUAUGCAUAGAAUCGUCCGUGAAAGCCCGGAAAAAGCUGGACCUCAGUCACCGCAAACAAGUCUGUAUCGAUAUUCUUAUUGAGAUUGGCCCUCAUCCGGCUUUGCAAGGACCAAUCCGAGACAUCCUAAAUGAGAUACCUGACUCGACCAGGAUCAACUAUGUUUGCCUUCUGGCUCGCAAGAUAUCGGCUAUUCAGUCAUUCCUUGGGGCUAUAGGACAACUUCAUUGCCUCGGGUAUGCCGUGGACUUUCGUGAACUCGAAAGCUCCAAAUCUGAGAUACACAGAGUGCGCAAGACACUCACGGAUCUACCAGAAUACUCUUUCGACCAUUCAAAGAGCUACUGGUACGAAAGUAGGCUCAGCAAACAAUUUCGUACCGGCCCACAAGGUAAGCUGGAUCUCCUUGGGAAGCCUGUGCCCGAUUGGAAUCCUCUGAAAGGGACUUGGAGAAACAUGAUUAGAGUUUCGGAGAUGCCAUGGGUCGAGGAUCACGUUAUCAAUGGAUCUCUUGUUUACCCUGCGGCAGGAAUGCUUGUUAUGGCGAUAGAGGCAGCCAACCAGAUGGCAGAUCCCAGCUUGACUGUUAUUGGGUUUGAACUCAAAGAUGCGUUAUUUCGCAGACCUCUCACUGUUCCCCAGGAUACCACUGGGGUUGAAGUGCAACUUACACUUCACCAAUCGGAGGAAGGCAUGAAGUCCUGGUCUGAAUUCCAAAUCUGCGUAUUUGAGGAGAACCAAUGGCAAGAGUGUUCUCGUGGUUCCGUUCGCGUCCGGUAUCAACAAGCACCAAACGAUGUGACUGGAGAAAGAGAACGGCAAGAGGAGCAUAAAUCGUGCCAUGAAUUAAAGGAGUCCAUGGCACGUUCUUUCAACCAAGUGAUUGACCCAAGCUCACUCUACACAAUGCUCCAAAAGAGUGGGUUUGGCUUUGGACCGGCAUUUCAAACAGUCACUGGGGGAUGCUUUGGAGAAAAUGGUGGAGCUGUCGGGGAUGUUCGUCUAUUCCAAUGGCCAGAGAAACAGUAUCCUCAAAAUCACAUCAUUCAUCCCACCUCACUUGAUGGCAUGCUCCAUCUAUCAAUCGCUGGCCUAGCCCAGGGAGGGCAAAAGGCUGUCCCAACAAUGAUACCAACGCUUCUCCGAAAUCUGUGGAUAAGCAAGAGCGGUCUCAGCAACAACGAAAACAGAAGCGUGGAAGUUUGCACUUGGAAGGUCAACGGAGAUAAUCGAGGGAGUGAUUUUAAUGCCCUGGUCUUUGAUCCCUCACUGGGCACGGUCCUGGGAAGAGUUAAUGGACUGAGAUUAACCAUAAUUGCGGAUGUCGCUGCCGACCAGUCGAGUCUAGCGCAGAACAGGCAAAUUUGCUACCAUCUUGAGUAUCGGCCAGAUCCGCAGUUUCUCACACCUGAACAGACAUCAAAAUACUGUCAUUUGGGUGGAGACCAAGCCCUCCAGCAACUGUCUCACUACUUAGAUUUGUUGGGCAAUAAGAACCCGGGUCUGAAGAUAUUAGAUCUAGGUGUUGGAGAUCGUGAAUCAACUGUCAAAGUGAUCGAUGCGCUCCUGUUGGAUGAAGAUGCCGAAGCCAAACGAUACCUAUAUCAACUCUACCAUUACACGGAUACCGAUUCAUCAUCUCUCGAUACAGCACGAGAGAAACUGAGCCAUUAUCCUAGAAUCGCGUUUGAAGAAUUCGAUGCUAUCUUAAGCUCAGAGGAGUCUGCUUAUGACCUUGUCAUUGUGAACGACAUGCUGUCAACAUCCCAAGAUAAUGCUACUAUAUUGCAGGACAUCCAACGAGUAUUAAGCCGCGAGGGUCGCUUGAUCACUCUCAAUUCAGAGAAGAUAGAUCCGGCCAUUUUCACCAGAAACGGGUUUGCUGGUGUCGAUUUUCAGAUUUCAACAGCAGACCAAAAUAUCAUGGUGGCUACUCCACACCCUUUCAUCGUUUCCGAAGACUCCAAGAAACAGAUCGUGUUCGUACAUGAUCCCCAAUCUGCCUUUCAGGUAGAAGUGGCUCGGCAGUUGGCAGCACUUACCCCUAUGGGCUCGCACCGACCUCAAAGUCUCAGUCUAACCGAAGUCCAUGGGCUGCGUGGUAAAAGCAAUGUUGUCUUGAUUUUCCUGCUGGAACUCGACGGUCCCUUCCUUUACACGCUCUCGUCAUCGCAAUUUGAUAUACUGCGGGAGAUCUUGAUUGUCUCCAAGGAUGUGCUUUGGGUGAAUGCGUAUGGUGGGUCUCGUCCAGGCAAGCCAGAGUUCGCCAUGGCAAGUGGUUUAGCUCGAGCCCUUCGCAAUGAAUAUGAAAAUCUAAGCUUCAGCACGCUGGCCUUAGACCUGCGAGGUGAGCUUUCGAAUUGCCAGCUGCUAAAAAUUCACCACAUUUUCGAAGCAAAUCACUUGGGCCAGAAUACAACCGGGGGUGAAUGGGAGUAUAUCGAGAUUGACGGGCUACUGAACAUUCCACGGAUCGUGGAGUCACGUCCUCUAGGGCAAGAUAUCCACGUAAGAUCUCUCCCCGAGCAAUCCAGUAUUCAUGAAGUCGGAGAAAUCCCCCCCGUGAAACUCAUAAUUGGGUCCCCCGGGCUUUUGGAUACACUCCAAUUUGUCGAAGAUGAUAUCUACCACAAGCCCCUUGAUGCCGAUGAUGUUGAGAUCCGAGUUCACGCCAUUGGCGUAAACUUCAAAGAUUGCCUCAUCGCACUAGGCCAGGUACCAGGGGAUACGUUGGGUCUAGAGUGCGCGGGAGUUGUGACCCGUGUAGGGAGCAAUUCAGAGUUGAAAGCGGGCGAUCGAGUGGUCAUGGCCACUCCUGGCAGCUUCAAGACCCAUGCCCGUGGGAAGGCUGGCACAACGUGCAGAAUCCCCCCAGAGAUGUCAUUUGCGGAAGCAGCUACUAUCCCUGCGCAGUUUGGGACUGCAUGGGAGGUUUUACAUGAAUUGGCGAAAAUUCGAAAAGGAGAAACCGUUCUGAUCCACGCGGCAGCAGGAGGAACUGGUCAAGCCGCAGUUCAGAUUGCGCAGCAUCUGGGGGCAACUGUCUUCGCAACUGUGGGUUCAAAGAAGAAAAAGGAUCUUUUGGUGCAAGAAUACGGCAUUCCCGAGGAGCGCAUCUUUUAUAGUCGAGAUACAAGCUUUGCGCAAGGCAUCAUGAGAGCGACGGGCGGACGAGGAGUUGACGUGGUCCUGAACUCCCUGGCAGGAGAUAGUUUGCGAGCGAGCUGGGCCUGUAUUGCCAACUACGGUCGGUUUGUCGAGAUUGGGAAGAAAGACGUCUUGGAGAAUGCCAGUCUACCUAUGCUUCCCUUUGGCAGGAAUGCCGCAUUUAUUGGCUUCGACGCGUCAACCUGGCAAAAAGAGAGACCAUUAGAGGCGAAGAGAGAUUUACAGGCCCUGGUGAACAUGUUUGCAGGGAGUUUCUUACAUAGUCCUCGGCCGUUGCUGGAGUUUCAAAUUUCUGAAGUCGAGCAUGUCUUCCGACUGCUCCAAGAUGGCAAGACGCCAGGCAAGAUCGUAAUCAAAGUGGAUGAACAAUCCCAGAUCCCGGCCACUCUCAACACCAGGCCCAGUUUUUCUAUGAGUGCAGAAGCAACCUUCGUCAUUGCAGGUGGAUUAGGUGGACUGGGUCGCUCUAUAUCUCGCUGGAUGGCCAGCCGUGGCGCGAGACAUUUGAUUCUCCUAUCAAGAUCGGGGCCACGUACCGAGAUGGCACAUGCCUUCCUGAGAGAGCUCAGAGACGAAGGAGUCCAUGUAGAGGCACCAGCAUGCGAUGUAGCUGAUACCGUUCGAUUGAAAGAGGUCUUUGCGUUUCUGACUGGCAAGAUGCCUCCGAUCAAAGGGUGCAUUCAGGGUUCGAUGGUUCGAAGAGAUGAAUUAUUUGAGAAUAUGAGUUAUGACAGCUGGAAAACAGCAGUCGAAUGCAAAACAGUGGGCUCCUGGAACUUGCACACUCUGCUUCCAAAAGGAAUGGAUUUCUUCAUUCUGCUCUCUUCGGCAUCCGGGCUGGUUGGCCUACGCGGACAGACAAACUACGCUGCUGGCAACACAUAUGAAGAUGCUAUCGCCCGUUUUCGAGUCGCACAGGGAGAAAAGGCAAUCUCUCUUGACCUGGGUGCAAUGAUAGACGACGGCUUGUUGGCGGAGAACCCAGAAUUGCUCAAUCGCGUCCUUACUUACGGCUCCCUAAAUCCAGUGCGCAGAGAGCAGCUUUUUGCUAUCUUAGACUAUUACUGCGACCCAUCUCGGCCCCUCUUGGGCCCCAGGGAAAGCCAGGCGGUCAUUGGCCUUGGAACAGGUGGUGGAACGGGGCUCGACAGUGUUAGCCUUGAUCGACUCCCAUUGUUCCGCCAUCUGAUCCAGGACAGCGACCGCCCAGUGGAAACGGAAGAAGACUCGGUGAGCCUUCGCCAGCUUAUAGCUGAAUCGACGUCCCUCAUAGAUGCCGCGAACAUUGUCACCCAGUCCUUGAUCCAAAAGCUUUCGAAAUCUAUUUCGACGAUGCAGCACAAUGAAGUGGAUAUCCACAAGCCCCUGCAUGCUUAUGGCGUCGAUUCUCUACUAGCCGUGGAGUUGAGAAAUUGGAUCGCAAAAGAGUUUCAGAGCGAUGUAGCUGUGUUCGAGACAUUAGGAAGCUCGACCUUUUCGACUUUAGCCAUGCUUGUUGCGGGACGGAGUGAAGUAAAGCAUCCUUUAUGGACGAUGGCACACAAUUGA